Metarhizium robertsii ARSEF 23 is the source of this 1560-nucleotide messenger RNA. Its product is annotated as Peptidase cysteine/serine, trypsin-like protein. Gene Ontology annotation, cellular component: P-body; CCR4-NOT core complex. The transcript is spliced from 8 exons. Gene Ontology annotation, biological process: nuclear-transcribed mRNA poly(A) tail shortening; regulation of DNA-templated transcription. Bases 1 to 1560 code for a protein of 519 amino acids. The record is from RefSeq and is a predicted model, not a curated record. NCBI's taxonomy places the organism in Eukaryota, Fungi, Ascomycota, Sordariomycetes, Hypocreales, Clavicipitaceae.
AUGUCCCACUGGGAUCUUGCUGCGAGUUGCCGUCAGCCUUGGCACAAGCGUGUGAGCGUGAUUGGCCCGGAGCCGCCUUCGGCACGGACCCACUUGAAUCCGGCCAGCGACUUCGUGGGAACGGUGCCGCAGUCUCUCAGAGGCAUGCCUGGCAAUUUUGGCGGUCAGCAACAGCCUCAACUACCAGGACGAUCGGUAUCGAGCCGGCUGCCAAACGGGAAGCUAGCAAACAACGGAUCUGGCUGGGCAUUCGGUGGAAAUAUACCGAUGGGAGGUGCUGGAUUCCAAAAUCAAGCCCGGCAAAUGGGAGGAAAUGUGAGUUUUGCGCAGAGCUUGAGCGGGUCGCAACCUGCCACUCCGUUGGACUUAAACGAGUUCCCGUCGCUGUCGAACAACUCACAGCUCAACAACGCCAACCCUGCAUCGAUGUGGUCGUCGGGAGCAUCCCGAAACUUGAGUGGGCCUAUUCAACGAAAUCAAUCGACUCCCGUCUCAUCUCAGCAAGGAGGCCAGGAUGAUUUGUUCGCAUCAGGCUCAUCGCGUUUGCCUUUACACCAAACCUCCUUUCGAUUUGGUAACCAAGGGAAUAUGGCGACAGCCUCCCAAGGACAGCCAAGUAGCGUUGAUGAUUUUCCUCCGUUAAAUAGAGCUGGAAAUGGGGAGAUUGGGUCGGAUCGAAGUGGAAAUCUGAUGUCAUUGGCGUUCGGAUCGCAACAAGGAGCGUCAGGAGCGCAGAGGGGUAAUGGCCUUCUAAAUGCUUUGUCCGCCAAUAGUCGGGCAAACGAUGUGCGGUCGCCUCCCGGAGUUGCAUUAAACCGCGGCCAAGACCCGAAGCGGCUGGGAGCCGACGACGAUAGCAGACAGAAACCCAUUUCCAGGGAAGACGGCUUAGGCAAAUCUACUGUUGAUGACACGAAUCAAAACCCCCUAGGAGCAAUCGGAAACGAGGACUCGAUUGCAAAGUUACGAGAUGUGAAGGAGAACAAGGCCCCGGACGCGGUAGAUCCUCUUGGCGGAAUGAGUGCCGUAGACAAAUGGGGAAUCAAAGGACUGCGGACAUUAAUGAACAACUACCCGGAUUACCAGGCAAUGGUAGUUGGCAUGGAUCCCAUCACAAUUGGACUUGAUAUCAACUCGCAAGAGAUGAUUUCGACACAAGUUUACUCGCUCUUUGAUGAUGCCCCCCCUCGGCCGACAGUUAAUGGUAGCAAGUUCCGACUUCCAGAGUGCUACAAUGUGACGAACGUCCAGCCAAUUGAAAGCAAGAUUCAGAAUUUCAACGAAGAAACUCUGUUUUGGAUAUUCUACAGCUGUCCCGCAGAUGUCAAACAGCAGAUGGCAGCGGUAGAAUUGCAUUCUCGAAACUGGAGAUGGCACAAGAAACAUCAGAUAUGGCUCACCAAAGAUGAACACAUGACCCCACAGAUCCUGAGCCCAAACCACGAGCGGGGAUUCUAUAUUGUGUGGGAUACAGACAACUGGCGAAAGGACAGGCGAGAGCUCACUCUGUUCUACGGCGACUUGGAUACUACAUUGAACCAACCGCCUGCAAUAUCUUAA